UGUGCAUUUCGUGGUUUAAUCAUUAAACGUCAAAAUAAUAUACAUUUAUCUAAUUUUUGUGCAUAAAUUUUGAAGAUAUCGCAAUUUUUUGAAUACUACCCGCAAUUUUAUUCAUCGAAACCCAAUAAUAUUAUGUUAAUUAUCGAACAAACCACCAAUAUCGGCUGAUAACACAAUGUGAAUCCGAAAUUUUUGUUCGUGACGUAUGAAAAUGCAAGAAACAUGAUAGAAAUUUUGCAAAUGUUCUUGUUCUUGUUCAAAUCCAAAUACCGACGAAAAUGCUGCUUUAGGAGGUUCUUAAUUUGCGCUCUAGUGCUUCUCGGUGCCGUUUCUUUAGUCUCCAACGCGUCGACGAAAUGCAACAGCACCAAUUGCAGUGGCAAUGGACUUUGCAAAAACGAUACUUGCGUUUGUUUCGACGGCUGGCAGGGGCCCCAGUGCCAGUUUUGCGGCGGAAAAGUCAGACUCGGCAACAAAUCCGGAACGAUACACGACGGCUUGGGCAACUACUCGUUGACGAGCAAAUGCAGCUGGCUCAUCGACGCCCCCAACACCACCAUCACCCUUCACAUCGAGGAAUUCGCCACCGAAUGCGGCUGGGAUCACCUGUACAUCUUCGACGGCGACAGCGUCGAAUCGCCGCUGCUCGCCGUCCUCAGCGGCCUCAUGUACAAAGACUCCUACAACAUCCGACGAAUACCCGAGGUAGUCGCCCAUUCGGGCGCCGCCUUGAUUCACUUCUUCAGCGACGACGCUUACAACAUGUCCGGCUUUAACGUCACCUACAGAUUAAACGCUUGUCCAUCUACAGUGUCUGGGGUGAAUUGCUCGGGGCACGGGAUUUGCAUCGAGGGUUUGUGCACGUGCGACGGGCAUUGGGACGGCGCCGCCUGCCAUUUGGAGAAGUGCCCCGGCAACUGCGGGGCUUCGGAGGAUAGGGGGAUUUGCGAGCCGGAGAAGGGAUGCUCGUGCAUCGGUAAUUACAAAGGGGAAGAUUGCAGCCAAUUAGCCAACGAAGGGUACUGGGAGACAGUUAACUAUCAUGGUUUCACACCGCCCGGUUCGGCCUCUCACGGAGCGGCCGUAUGGCGAGAUUCCAUGUACGUGAUAGCCGGGGAGAGUUACAACAGAGGCAACCUGCUCUCCGUCUACGAUUUCAACGGUAACGUAUGGGAAACUCCGCAUAUCUUGGAAGAACCGACGCUCCGGUACGGACAUUCUACGGUGUUGUACGGCGAUAAAAUAUUUUUGUACGGCGGAGUGGUGGGUAACAGAGGCCCCACAUCCGAAUUGUGGGCGUUCGAUAUCAGCGCCAAAACGUGGGAGAAUAUCACCGUCAAAGCCGAUUCGUGCAACGAUAGUUACAUCAUGUGCGGCCCGUUGAAAUCGGCCGGUCACACGGCCACCAUAGUAAACAACAACAUCAACAAAAAAGUCGAUAGGAUGAUCGUGAUAUUCGGCCACUCGCCGCGUUUGGGCUACUUGAACACCGUGCAGGAAUACUAUUUCGGUACGAGAGAAUGGCACAUCGUCAACACGCAGGGUUAUCCGGUGAAAGGCGGUUACGGUCACACGGCCGCUUGGGAUCCGCUCACCGCGAAGAUAUACGUCUACGGCGGCGUGAUAUCGGAGAGCGAAUCCUCGCAAUUUCUGAGCAAAAACCUCUAUUCGUACGAGCCCAACGAACGGAUGUGGACGCUGCUCGCGGACGCCCCGUCCGCCAGGUACCUCCACACGUCCACGUUCGUAUCGGCCGGUUUGAUGUUGGUGUUCGGCGGGAACACUCACAACGAUACUUCGCACAGUUUAGGAGCGAAAUGCUACAGCAACGAGCUCCUGGCGUACGACGUUCUGUGCGACACGUGGCACGUUAUGAACGUACCCAAGGAUUUGCAUACCGAUCUAUCCAGAUUCGGCCAUUCGGCCGUCGUAUUCGCCGAUUCGUUGUACGUUUACGGCGGCUUCGACGGGCAAAUGUUGUCCGAUAUGCUGAAAUACACGGCGGGCGAUUGCAGAUUACCCAACGAAUCGGCCUGUUUGAACAGCAAAGCCGGCGUUAAGUGCGUAUGGGAUUCCAAAUCUAGCCUUUGUACGCCGGUACUGCGCGUUCCGAAAGAUCUAGUGUUGAAAAAGGAAGAGAGCCACAUCAUCAAAUGUCCGAAACUCAACCGUUCUACAGCCACAUCGACUAUCAUUCGCAACGAGUUGCGAUGCGAGGAAAUGGAGGAUUGUUUGAGUUGCUUGCACACCACCAACGGUUGCGUGUGGUGCGGCAGCGCGUGCAUUCAUUCUUCGAAGAAAUGCCCCAAGGGUACGACGGGCAACUCGACGGAAUUCCACCCGUCGGGCAAGUUCCAAGCGCCGUGCCCGUCGCCCGAUCCGACGCCCGUCUGUCGCCAGUUGCACACCUGCAAGGCGUGCACCUCGCAACCCUCUUGCAGAUGGCGCUUCGAGCACGCCAAGUGCGUACCCCACGCCUACUCGAACGCCACCGCCGGUGGUUCGGCCGAGGCGCUCGAACAGAACCAAUGCCAGAGCGUCUGUUCGGAGUUCAACUCGUGCCUGAACUGCACGACGGAGGAGUGCAUCUGGUGCCAGAACGAGGGCCGGUGCGUCGACAAGAACGCCUACACGUCGAGCUUCCCCUACGGCCAAUGCAGAGAGUGGACCACCGUGCAGACGAAGUGCCGCACGCGCGGCCUCGACGAGCACUCCCAAUGCGGCUUCUACAAGACCUGCGCGAAGUGCCGCGACGAUCCGGCGUGCGGAUGGUGCGACGACGGGUCCAAAACCGGACUGGGCGCUUGCAUGCCCGGCGGAAACAGAGGUCCUACGUUGCAUACGCAAUCGUUGCCGUCGUCGACGUGCCCGCCGGAGCGUUGGCACUUCACCAACUGUCCGCAGUGCCAGUGCAACGGGCACGCCAGCUGCAGGGCGAACACGAGCACGUGCUCGAAUUGCGGCGAUCUGACGACGGGGCCGCGGUGCGAGCACUGCGUGAAAAGCUACUGGGGCAAUCCGGUGAACGGGGGCAAGUGCGCGCCGUGCCAAUGCAACCGACAGGCGGAGGAUUGUCACAGGGAGACGGGGAAAUGUUAUUGCACGACCAAAGGGAUCGUCGGCGAUCAGUGCGAGAAGUGCGACACGGGGAAUCACUAUCAUCCCGAUCCGAACAAUAAAUCGUGCUAUUAUGAGUUGACGAUCGAUUACCAGUUCACGUUCAAUCUAUCGAAGAAGGAGGACAGGCAUUACACUCAGAUAAAUUUCAGGAAUUCUCCCAUAAAGCCGGACAUCGACGCCGAUUUUCUCAUCACCUGUUCGGUGUUGGCGAAAAUGAACAUAACGGUGCGGACGGAGAACUCCGAAGAGAAGCCGAUUUUCGAGAAUACGAAUUGCACCACGUUCCGUUCGAAGUUCUUCAAAUCGCAGUACAAAUUCGGCGCCGAAGAGAACGUCAGCCUGACGACGUUCUACGUGUACGUGUACGAUUUCCAAACGCCCCUUUGGAUACAGAUCUCCUUCAGCCAGUAUCCCAAGUUGAAUUUGCAGCAGUUUUUCAUCACGUUUUCAUCGUGCUUCCUCCUGCUGUUGCUGGUCGCCGCCGUCCUGUGGAAGAUCAAGCAGCGCUACGACAUGUACCGCCGUCGGCAGCGGCUCUUCGUCGAAAUGGAACAGAUGGCGUCGCGACCGUUCUCCCAGGUGCUGGUCGAAUUGGAGGUCAAAGAGACUGUAGACUUGAAAAACGGACUGACGGCCGGCGAGGCGAAGCGCAAGAAACGGGACGCGCCCAGCCCCAUCGCCUUGGAGCCCUGCUACGGGAAUCGAGCGGCCGUGCUCAGCCUGCUCGUCAGGCUGCCCACCGAUUAUUGUAAAGGUGGCGAGCCUUAUACAGUGAAAGGCCAGUCGGCCGGUUUGGCCAUAGCGAGCGCUUUGGUGACGUUGGGGAAUCCCCGGAAGAUUAGCAUAGACCAAGUGAAGGCGGAUGCCAAAGGCGGGAAGAUUCGCAAGUCGCAGAGCCAGCAUCCGGACAGUUGCCUGUGAACGGGUUCCGUUUGGAUUUGUUUGAUUUUUUCUAAUUGGUUCGUUUUGUUUAGUUUCGAUGAAAGAAAAAAAAAGGGCGAUGCGAAAGUAGUACAGGGUAGGAUCCAUGUCUUGCAAAUGUUCACGGACAUCGAAUGGUAAUGGCCUCGUCUAAGAGGGAUAGCAAGCGAUUUAGAUUAUUAUGUAUAAGGCUAUUUAUUUGUAUGUUAAGAGGAUCUAUCGGGGAAGCAGGGGCGUGUAUAUUUUUUUACAUUUUAACUCGAAAAAAAAAUAGUAUUAAGCUUUAAUUUUAAUCGAAUGUUGUUUUAGAAGUCGCUUCGGAAAGUUUGUUAAGUGAAAUGUUGCCAAAAUUACUGCGAAGACUGCUUGUUGAUUUGUUUUGCUAUCUUUCUUCGACCGUGGGCUACUCGAUUUCAGUUUCGAAUAGAAGUAAUCGAAUAAAAAUUUCCUCCGUCUUGUUUCGAGGAUUUCGAGAUCGAUUUUCCGCGUAAUUCUCUUAAACAAUGAUUGACAAUAAUUUGUAUUUGACGUAUUAAUAGUGUUUAAUUUUUUUUAUUGUGUAAUUUUAACUUGUCUCGAACAGAAAUUGUUUUUUUUUU
This is a messenger RNA of Phyllotreta striolata, 4640 nucleotides long. The record is from the annotation of a GenBank genome assembly. NCBI's taxonomy places the organism in Eukaryota, Metazoa, Arthropoda, Insecta, Coleoptera, Chrysomelidae.